CUGCAAGCUUUCAGCUUCGAAUAGGCGAGGAUAAGGAUACGACACCAGUGCUGUUUUGUAGCUGGAUUUAUACGAGUUCUUUCCUCGCGCUCUCCUCGUUAGAGCAAUCCCCAUGGAUUGCGAUGCGUCCAGUGCAAUUCGACAUUGUUUAACUGAGGUUUCACCAGAACAAGAGGGAAUCAUGAAUAUAGAUCUAGAAUUGGGAGUAGCGGAGAUGAUUCGGGACAAAUUUGUGGGAGGUGAUUCAGGUCAGAUUGAAGGAAAUGGACAGGAGGGUGGAGACUCUGGAGCAGAGGAAGCUGAACUUGCAUUGGAGGCUGGUAAUGUGAUCACCGAGCGACGGAUAGGUUGGACGAGGAAAUCAGCUAGGGAAGGCCCGUCCGUGCGGAUUGCUGUAAACGAGGAGAGUGCGAUUACAAGGGCACUGAGCCAAGCAGCUAGGAAUCAAGGAUCUCCAAUUUUCCAACCUCUGGAGGGUACAUUAUUCAGUAGUAGUGAAGAGGCGAGAGAUUUCUUUAAUCUUUAUUCAUGGGAGAUUGGGUUUGGAACCCGUUAUGGUCGUAGCAACAAGAAUAAUAAGGGGUACACAACCAGGCAAGAUAUUGUUUGUUCUUGUGAGGGAUCACCGCGAACCAAGAAUUGUGCGUCUAUCAGGACUAGAUGUAAAGUUAUGAUAAGGCUGCUGAGAACAAGUGAUCAUGGGUGGUACAUUAGUCGAGUUAGCACAAGCCACAACCACAAAUUAUCAGAGGGGUAUGCAGAGAAGAAACAGUGGAAUUCUCACAGCAUGAUUGAUCCGAGCACUAAGUAUUUCAUCAAGAAACUUCGAGACAACAAUGUCAGUAUUGGAAGGGUUUGCAGCAUUAUUGGUGUCACAGAUAGUAGUGCUAUGAAUCCAGUUCGUAAAGAGACCAUCAGGUCACUCUGCGCGAAGGUAGCAAGGGAAAAUAUGGCUGAUGACAUUGGUAAAACUGUCAAACUUUUACGGGAAAUGAAAAUCAUGAAGGACCGGACAGGCGACCAGAGGGGGGGGUGAAUGGGAGCCGAUAAAAAUUCUCCGAGAAAACAAGACCUAUGUCCCGAAUUCAACCCGACACACCUCUCUUCUAACCGCCAAAGUGACACACGCCAACAAGUGACGAGUUCACCCUAGGAACGGCUAGGAAAAGCUCGACGCAAAGCGGAAGCACAGAUUAACUCGAAAGCCAGAAGCACGUCACAAAGCGAAAGCCAACGUAAAAUGAUUUACUCGAGUAAAGCUAUCACCAAAACUUCCCUUGACUAAGCAUGCAAA
Molecule: messenger RNA, 1294 nt
Organism: Panicum virgatum (switchgrass)
Lineage: Eukaryota; Viridiplantae; Streptophyta; Magnoliopsida; Poales; Poaceae
Product: putative protein FAR1-RELATED SEQUENCE 10
Exons: 3
Coding region: 113-1036 (307 amino acids)
Source: RefSeq, a predicted model, not a curated record